CCCAACCUGUUACAAUGUAACAUCCCGUUGAGCAGCGAAAUUGAUACAAAUGCACGCGACAACUGUCUGUUGUUGAUCCACGCUUUUGCAUUUCACCAUGACCCCAAUGAAAACAAUGGUCUUUAGCUAACAAAACCCGGAUACAGGGACCAAGUGUUGGCCAUGGCAGCAGGCGUCAGUUUGUUGAGUGACCUGCCCUACUCCACCGGAAGCUCAGCUAACAGCAGAGAGUCCAGCACUGACAUGGAGCCAGUGAAUGUCAGAGUACCCACUGCAAAGUACACCAAGGUGGGCGAGACUUUGAGGCAUGUCAUCCCAGGACAUAUGCAGUGCUCCAUGGCAUGUGGUGGUCGAGCGUGCAAAUACGAAAACCCCUCUCGCUGGAGCGACAAAGAACAAGCCAUCAAAGGACUGUACUCCUCCUGGAUAACUGAUAAUCUGUUAGCCAUGGCAAGACCUUCAACUGAAAUCAUUGAAAAAUUCAACGUCAUCGAACAGUUUCAUGCGUGUGGUUUAAAGACAAUAAUCAACCUGCAGCGUCCAGGGGAACACGCCAGCUGUGGCAGCACUCUGGAGUCAGAGAGCGGUUUCACCUAUCGCCCAGAGGUUUUCAUGGAGGCGGGGAUUUAUUUUUAUAACUUUGGCUGGAAGGACUAUGGCGUGGCAUCCUUGACUACUAUCCUUGACAUGGUGAAGGUGAUGUCAUUUGCCAUGCAAGAGGGAAAAAUGGCUGUCCACUGCCAUGCGGGACUCGGCAGAACAGGUGUCUUAAUAGCAUGCUUCUUAGUAUUCACAUCCCGGAUGAGUGCAGAUCAGGCCAUUCUGUUUGUUAGAGCUAAACGUCCAAAUUCCAUCCAGACUCGUGGCCAACUGUUGUGUGUGCGAGAGUUCGCUCAGUUCCUUGUGCCACUGCGGAGUGUAUUCUCGUGUGCCGAGCCCAAAGCUCACACAGUCACGUUGUCGCAGUACCUGACUCGUCAGCGGCACCUGCUGCACGGCUAUGAAGCACGUCUCAUGAAGAACGUGCCAAAGAUCGUACACCUGGUCUGCAGGCUUCUACUGGACAUAGCAGAGAACCGGCAAACGGUGGAAGAGGAGGUGUUGGACAUCCCGGACCUCACAGAGGAAGUGGAGAAGACAGUCUCACUGCAAGCGCUUCAGCAGUUAGGAAAGGAGAUGAGGGGGAAAGGGAUUCCCAUUUCCUUACCUCGCUCUCCUGACCAACCCAGCCAGUGUGAUCCACCUCAUGACCGGCUACUCUGUAGCGACCAAGAAUUUGAUGUGCUUUGGAGAUGGCCGACGGUAGACAAUACCUACAAGUCUCAGCUCAUCUUGAGGAAAUGUUUUAGCUAUAGCGACUCCGCCUUGCACAGACUGGAUUCCAGGGUGCAGGUACUGCAAAGUCCCCAGAAUGCUCUUGGCAGCAAAUCUGGGUUAAACUUUACAGAGGUUUAUGUAUCGCAGAGCAGAUUAGCUACACAAACCCCUGACCUUUUGCGAUCCCCGUUGACAUCUGAAAUCAGCAACAGUCCCAAACAUGGCUCUUUAACUGGUUCCUGUAGUUCCUUGGUGCAAUCCAAAAAAGUGGAAGGCCAAGCAUCCUGCUCUCCUGUCUCCAUAAAACGGGUACCUCUGAAGGAGGCGAAGCGCAGCAUGUCCUAUGGGUUUUUAGGGAGGACCAGUGAUGGGAUGUUUUCAAUGCGUCAAGGUGGCAAAAGUCAUCCCAGCCCUAAUGAAAACACAAGCUCUGAAGUCACACAACAACUGACAGAUGUUCCUACUCUGACUCUUCAAAGUGAACUCCCACCUGAGACUCGUCGACUGUUUGUGGCCAAAGUUCUGACGAUGGACAUCGAUGGAGAUGACUUCAGGAGCACAGUCUCAAUGUGGCAGACAGAGCUGAACUCCCGUGAAGGUGCAUGGGAGAGGCUGUGCACCGAGAGAGAUCCCGUGGUGCUCUCCACGCUCAUGUGGUCUUGGCUAGAACAACUCAAGGAGCCAGUCAUCACAAAAGAGGAUGUGGAGACUUUGGCUGGAAACAGAUUCAAUCCCCAACAUGCUCUGAAUUCACUGGACAAGGGACAAAAACAAACCCUUCUGUGUAUUCUUGACUGUGUUGCUCAUUUGCUUAAAAUACCAGAAGAGGUUGAGAAUGCCUUUUUUGAACGCACAAUCAAAGCAUUCACUUGGAUUUCCUUAGAUUCCGAGAAUGGACAGUUCAUCUGUAAGACUCUGAAAGACGUCAUGAUCCCUGUCAUGCAUGAUUUGAGAGCAAAAGCAAUGGAGGAGCUUGAGCUGACCUGCCACUGUUCCCAUGUACCCUGAUCAAGAAUAUGAUGGGAAACCGAGAUCUGGAAUCUACUGUAAUUUUGUAGUUGAAAAAGAAACAAAAAACAAAUACAAAGACACAAAUAACAGAUUUACAGUUUUUUUUCUGCUUGAUUAAUCAUUCAAAAAUGUAUUUUAUUGUCUUUUGAGGGAACAAUAAUUACUGCCAUACAUGUAUGUGCCACAAGGUUUUGUUAGGCUAUUUUUCUAAUUUGCUUUUCUUAAUAGUUUAUUUUUGAUACACAAUAUUUAUUAGCUAACUGAGGAAACUAUUUAUUAAUAAGUAAGACAUGUAUUUAUUUUUAUGCUUUUGUUUGGCUCUUACGAACUGAAGAUUCUCAUGAAAAUAUGUUUUGUCAUAUUAUACUGUUUGAAUAGUAUAAUGGUAGAUUAUUAUUUACUAAACCAAAUAAUAUCACUGUGCAACAUCUCAUCUUUAAUUUUUUUAAUGAAUGAAGCAAAUUGACAGAUUUGCUGAUUCUUGCCUUUGCAAUUUGCAUUUAAGGUUUGAAAAUGAUUUAAGGUGCAGUAGAGGACAACUAAAUGCUUUCAUUCAUAACACAAUGCAGUUUACAUUAGGAAUAGCUAACCAUAGCCUCAGCAUACUCUGAGAAUGUAUCAAUACAAUUCCUGCUAAAAUGAAUCAAAAUAAUGCUCUGUAGUCAGGCUUUUGCAGGAUGCUUUUUGACUUUUAUUGCCAUUAUUUAUAACUAAGCUGCUUCUUUAACUUAAAAAGAACAAAUAUGAAGGAAUAUGUAUAAAUAUGUUUGUCAUGUGGUGUUUUAGUACUAGAUAACACUGUUGAAACUGACCUCAUUUGUCAUCUAAAAUGUUAUCAUUGUCUUUUUAAGCAAGUAUCAUGUAGCCAGAAGAAUAUGUUUAUUCAUUCAUGUUUAAAGAAGAACUGUAAAAUGUUUUCUUGUCAGAUUCCUUAAGACAGAUCAUUGUGGAUUUUACAAAGCACUGCAUAUUUUUUUAUUUAUUACAAUUAUAUUCAAGUCUAUAAAAAUAACAUUCUGAAUGUUACCUUUGGCACACUUUCUCAUUAACAUCCUAAUUCAACUUUGCCUUCACUAAGCAAGUUUCUUUAUUAAACUAAUAAAUCUA
Molecule: messenger RNA, 3435 nt
Organism: Carassius carassius (crucian carp)
Lineage: Eukaryota; Metazoa; Chordata; Actinopteri; Cypriniformes; Cyprinidae
Gene: ptpdc1a
Product: protein tyrosine phosphatase domain containing 1a
Exons: 10
Coding region: 163-2325 (720 amino acids)
Biological process (GO): cilium assembly; protein dephosphorylation
Molecular function (GO): protein tyrosine/serine/threonine phosphatase activity
Source: RefSeq, a predicted model, not a curated record